AAAAAAAAGGAAGAAGUGAGGGCUGGCAGUAGCUAAACGCAGGAAAGAGGAAGAAAAAGAAGAUUUCCGCCACUCUCUACAGCAGCAACUUUUCACCUCCGGAUCGAAGGCCAAACAAAGUCGGAUCGUGCUCAAAUUUUAGUAUGUUGUUCCUCACAUACUCCUCUUCAAAUCCAACGGUCAGAUUCUCAUUUUGAUGCUCGGAAGGCUGUUUUCUAGCUACAUUUUUAGACCUGCGUUUUUGGGAGUUUUUACUCCAUUUUAUGUUGAAUUGUUGAUUGUUGUUGUUCCAAGGUUGCUCCUUGAUGAUUGUGUAUGCCUCUAGUGUUUACUAGAGAGGAGAACUUGUUGUACCCACUUGGUUCUUGGUGAUUAGUGGAAGUUUGGGUGCCGUUGUUGAGCGGCCGUGGUUUUCUCCCCGAUUUGGGGUUUCCACGUAAAUCGUGUGUUCUUUAUCUUAUUUCCGUUGCUAUCUAUUUGUGGUGGUGGUGCUGAUUUUUGGAGUAUAUUGUGCUUUAUUGUUCAUCUCAUUAAUUUGGGGAAAAGAUUUUAUACGCUUCCGUUGUGUUUUGUUUCGUGCUUCCCCAACAGAAAGACACUAUGUUUUGGUAUUCCCUCCGUCGGCAUUUUGAUUACAAUUCUAUUUUCUCUCUCCUCUCAAUAAUUUUUAUUUAUUUGUUUGUUUUCAACUUUUCAUUGAUUAUUUGGUAAAAUAAAGUAUAGUGUCAUUUUUUGUUUUGUAGAACUUUGAACGUUAUUUUUUAAUACUCCGUAUGUAACUUUUAUUUUUGUGAAUGUGCAAAUUUAUAAAUAAAAUUAUUUCAAAAAAUUGUACUCCAGGUAGUAUUUUACUCCUCUUAAUUCAAUUUUGUAAAUAAAAUAGAGAGAGGAUAGUGCUAUCACUGCAAUGGGGAGUUAGGAACUUGGGCUCAUCUUCUUUUUUUUUUUUUAAAUGGAAUUAAUGAGGUUGAAGAAUGGAAGUGACGUGUGUCAUCUCCUCCGCACAGCAACUGUCGUGCAUGCACUUCUCCUAUAUAUCCCAUUCCACCCAAACCUCAUCUCUAAUCCCCCCACGCCCCCACUUUGUACUGAAACUUUUUUAUUGAUAAAUAAUUUGAUUGUUCAGUACAUUCUUGUCGUCCAUUAGCUAGCUAGCUAGCUUCUUUUUCUGUAAGAUUAUUUUUCACAAUAUGUAAUAAACUAAGCAUUGUUAUUGUGGAAGAAGAUGAUGGAAGAGAAUAGUAAUAAUAAGAUUAUUAGAAAUAAUGUUUUUAAGAGCAGGGGAAGGAAGAGAUUGAUUAUUAGAUGGUUGUUGGAGAGGGGAGUGAGACUGGGUAGGAAUGUGAUAAUGGCUGCCGCGGUCGUCUCAUCUGCGCCGUUGGUUCUCCCUCCGCUCUUAGCCAUCUCCGCCGUGGGAUUUGUGGUGUGGGUCCCAGCUGGUGUUGUGGUUGCUGGGUAUGCUGCUGUUGAGAAGCUCAUGGCCGCCCUGCUGCCACUGCCCCAACUCCCUUCUUCUUCCACACCUCAUGAUGAUGAUGAGAAAGAUUUUGAUGAAGAGGGAGAAGAGGUUUUUGCCAUUGAUGAGAAUUUGACAGAGGGAGUUGGUGAAUGCUUGAAGAGAGAAGACGGAGGGGGCAAAGAUGUCAUUGGUGAAUAUGGGAAUUUGGAGGAGAAAGGUUGUGAGGAUGAUGGUGGGAAAUGGUUGGAGGAGAAAUGCUAUGAAGAUGAUGGUGAGAAAUGCAUCCAAGGAGAAGAAGGUGAAGCCAUGGAGAUCACAACUUGUGUGAGUUUGGAAGAGGAAUGCAAUGUGGAUGACUUUAGCAAGAGCUUGGAGGAGGGAGGACGCGCGGACGACAAGUAUUUGAAUUUGGAGGGUGCCGACGAAUACUUGGAGGGAGGAGAGCAAUGGGGCUUUGAAGAAAUCCCCGUUGAAGGAGAUGAUGAUGAUGAUGAUGAUGAUGGAGAAUGCUUGGAGGGCAAAAAUGAGAUUAACAUUAAUGCUCAUAGUUUGAAGGAAGGUUAUAUGGAGGAACCAAAUGAAAGUGAGGAAGAGGAUUUGAAGAAUGUUUCUAACCCAUUCGAAUCCGGACCGAAAUAUGCAUCAGAUGGAAGGGAUUAUUCUGAAUGUAGUGUUGACUAUACCUGCACCAUUAUUUCUGCAGAAGAAGAAAAUGCAGGGGAGCAGGAGGGUUCUCUGGGAUCGCACGCAGCUGAACGCAGCAACGAUGUCGAAACUAAAGAGAGUGCAGAUGAACCAUCCACUGAGGUUAUGGCCAUGAUAAGUGAGGAGAAGAUACAGGUUGACUUGGAGAGGGAUCUCGUCGCCAAAGGUGUUGAUGAGAAAGAUGUUAAUGGAGAGCAUUGUGAACGCAUGGGUGGAGAGGGGAAGGUGAUUGCCAUUGAUGAGAAUGUGGAGGUUUAUCUAGAGAGUGAACAUGGAGAGGGAGAAGAUGAUCCCAUUCAUGAGGAUUUGAGAAAGGGGUGUUAUGUGGAGGAAGUUGGUGAAUAUUUGGAGGGAGAAGACGAGGAGAACAAAAAUGAGGAUUUGGAGAAGAAGAAAGCUUAUGAGGAUGAAGAUGUUGGCAAUUACUUGGAGGAAGAACAAGGUGGUGCCGCCAUUGAUUGGAAUUCGGAAGAUGGCGAACGCUCGGAUGACAAAAAGGAGACCAACAAUGCUCGUAUUUCGAAGGUUGAAGUUGAGAAAGAGUCGCGUUGUGGUAUUGGCGAAAGCCUCCUACAAAAGGAUGAGCCAAAUGCGAAUGAGGAAAUGGACAUUAGUGUAAAAGAUGAUGUUAAUGCACAAGCAAGUGAGGAAAGUGUAGCCGAAACCGAGAAGCAAAGAAGCGUGGGAGAAGAUUUGAAGAACGAUUCUACCCCAUUGGAAUCCGGACGGAAAUACGCAUCAGAUGGAACGGGUUCUGAACCUAGCAGUACUGAUGACUAUACAUGCACCCUUGUUUCUAUGGAAGAAGGAAAUGUAGGGGAGCAGGAGGAUUCGAUGGGAUCUCACACACUGGAAUGCAGCACCAGUAUCAUCAAAACUAAAGAGAGUGCAGAAUCAUCCAAUGAGGUUAUGGGCACAAUGAGUGAGGAGAAGAUAUGGGAACAAGUGAGUGCAAUAAGGGCAAUCUUGGGAUACAAAGAUGCAAAACAAAGAUCCACUGUGGAUGAGAUAAAAGCUCUGUUUGUGUUCAUUGGAGUUGAGCCACCAUCUCCAUUUGAUGACCCUUCACACCUCACAGAUGUCUAUCAGAAGCUUAAGAUUUUGAUGUCAAUUGUGGGAACCAAAUAGCCACUUUUGGAAAACUUGAGUACUGACAAUAUGAUGAGGGUCACUACAACGCGACACGCUACCACCACUCUUCACGACACUACUAGCUCGGGGUCUCCCCCUCCUUGCUGAUAAAAUAAAAAGCCACUUUCUGUGGACUUCAAUUUAAAAAAAAAAAUUGCUUCUUUUUUUUUCCAGCUCUGGGGACAUUUUGGUCACAUAUCUGUACCAUGGGUAGUAAUUUUUUUUCAAUUGUGUCUGGCAUGGAAAAUUUAAAAACUACUGUAUGUAGUACAUUU
Cuscuta campestris is the source of this 3570-nucleotide messenger RNA. The record is from the annotation of a GenBank genome assembly. NCBI's taxonomy places the organism in Eukaryota, Viridiplantae, Streptophyta, Magnoliopsida, Solanales, Convolvulaceae.